This is a messenger RNA of Trypanosoma conorhini, 1458 nucleotides long. RefSeq lists its product as uncharacterized. The coding region runs from base 1 to 1458 and encodes 485 amino acids. The transcript has a single exon. The record is from RefSeq and is a predicted model, not a curated record. Gene Ontology annotation, molecular function: protein binding. NCBI's taxonomy places the organism in Eukaryota, Euglenozoa, Kinetoplastea, Trypanosomatida, Trypanosomatidae.
AUGUCGCUCUUGCAGCGCAUCGCACGCGCAGCGGCGUUGCCGCCGCAAGUUGUUGGGCUGCAGCAACGUCAUUUCUGCCGUUUCACGCGGCGUCGCAUGCUGGGCAGCGGCGCAAGCAGCAGUGAAGCCAACCGUCGUUGCGGCCGCGCCGGCAACGGUGGUGGUAGUAGUGGUAUUAGUAGCGUUAGUGGUGGUGGUGCGGGGGGUGGGCGGAGAGGCGGUCGCAUGACGGGCAACGUGCCGCCGCCGCGCCCGCCCCCGACGUCGCCUGCCGCCACGCCGGGCGGGGUGCAGUACGGCGAGCGGCGGCAGGCGGCGAUGGACGCGGGGGAGCGGCGACGGCGGACGGAGCAGCGGGCCACGGACGCGCAGCGACGCGGCGAGGAGCCGCCGGACGCCGCGGCGGCGUCCGAAAUGCGCCGCUGGUGGCCUGAGGAGAACCAAAACUGGUCGGGGCGCAUGUUCGCCUCCCCGUUCGACAAGAAUAAGAAGAAGCUGGACGGGAUGUUUGUGCCGGAGAUGACGGCGGUGCAGAGCCCCACCCGGCCGUCUGAGUUGAGCUACGCGGAGGACAACUUCUUCGUCAACCCCGACUUCCACAUGGCCGAUGAGGUCUUCGACGAGGCCCGCCGCUUCGUCCCGCCCCCGAGCUUCGACCCCGCCAUCGACGAGGUGGACGACGACGGCUUUGUGGACGGGCAGGUGAUGCUGGACGUUCAGAAGGCGGUGGAGGAGGACAAGCGACGCCUGGAGGCCUUUGGAAACCCGCUGCUUGUCGAGGACCAGGUGGACUACCUUCUCCAGCCGCAGCGGGAGGGGAUGGAGAACAUGCAGCAGCGGCAGGAGUUUAACGGCUUUGUGCACUGGGGCCUCCUGCAUGGCGCCCACAUGAUCCUUGAGGAGAAUCACGACUACAAGAAGGCGCACGAGUUUGUGAACCGCUACAUGCGAGACAUUGACAUGUUUCAGAAGUGGCUGGAGCACCCAAAGGUGCGGGCGCAUAUUCAGAAGAAGUUUGGCGUUGACAUGCACGCCAAGUUCGAUAAACUUAUGGCUCUUGUCAUGGCAAUGUACGCCCGCUCAAAGAUUCAGGUCUACGAGGACGACCCGGCGGGGGCGCUGAAGUCCCUAACCGCCUGCAUGGGGUUCAUCAGUGAGGGCGCCGACCUAAAGAAGGAGCGGCAUCGCAAGGCCAUCGGCGCCGUUCUCGCCGCCCGCGGGAUGGUGUACUGCAAGCUGAAGUCCUACGAGCGCGCGGAGGACGACCUUACGCGGGCCCUCUCCUUUGUUAACCAAAAGCGGUGCGCCACACUCUUUCAGCUGCGAGCGGAGGCGCUGGAGGCGCUGGGCCGCAUUGAGGACGCCCGCCUCGACGAGGAGCGGGCGGCGGAGAUUUGGGAAAACGCCGAGGUGAUCUCCCCCGGCAUGGAGGGAAGGCCGUACAAGUUUGUCCUGUAG